AGGACAUAUUCAAAUGCCUGAAAGUGGCGGGUGAAGGAUAUGCGGAUACGAAGUCAAAGCAGCUAGAGGCCUUGUUGUUCUUACUACAGAGCUUUGGUCAGUCACUAACGCUUGCCUGGCCGUACGUUUUCGCGAUGUUGUCGUCCAAUCUGGCGCCGCCCGCCCGAGCAUCAAGCGUACCUGAGGAUCCCACCGUGCCCGAGGACCAAUCAGAAACGGCGGUUGAUCCAACGCGAGACCCUCAGCACCAAUCAAAUGACGACAAUUCGGAUGGGGGUGCGAGUAUUAAUGUCGCAAAUAAUGUCGCAAAUAGUAUCACUGUCGCAAACACGCGGCUGGCCUUUGAGAGCUUACAGUUGGUGGUGGCGGACUUUCUAGGAGUACUACCGGUGCACUGUCUGCAUGCAUGCAUAGGUAUGCGUUUGUAA
Sphaeroforma arctica JP610 is the source of this 428-nucleotide messenger RNA. RefSeq lists its product as hypothetical. Lineage: Eukaryota; Ichthyosporea; Ichthyophonida. The annotation marks the transcript as partial. The record is from RefSeq and is a predicted model, not a curated record. The transcript is spliced from 3 exons.